AUGACGCCGCUCAAGAAAGCCCAGCCUUUCAAGAAGGCUCUGUACUUUUCCGAGCAAGAGUUCCAGGACCGCCGCAACAGAGCGCUGGAGCUCAUGAAGCGGGAGAAUCUGGAUGGCUUCUUGAUGACCAAACAAGAGUCUCUCUACUACUUCACGGGCUACGACACGUUUGGAUAUGUCUUCUUCCAGGCCAUGUACUUCCACAAUGAUGGAUCCAUGCGGCUCAUCACUCGCAUUCCCGACCUUCGACAGGCCCUAUACACAUCAGUGCUUGAGCAACGCGACAUCCUCAUCCGGUCGGACGAUGCAGGAAGCAACCCCGUCUCGUUGGUUCCCACGGUGCUAAAGGAGUUUGGCAUCGACUCGGCCUCCAAGCGCAUCGGCUAUGAGCCGGACUCCUGCUCCCUGACCCAUAGGCUCGGGAAAGCUCUUGAGGCAGCCGUCCAGGGCCUUUGCACGCUCGUCGACCACAGCGACCUCUUCACUCGCGAGCUGCGCAUCGUCAAGUCAGAGGCCGAGAUGCGCAAAGUUCGAAAGGCGGCAUAUCUGGCCGACUUUGCGCUCGUGCGGACGCUGAAGCUGGCCAAACCGGGCGCGUACGAGGGCGAUCUCUGGCGCGAGAUUGUCGGCACGGUCUACGAGGGUGGAGGCGACGAUCCGGCCAACGAAAACAUUCUCGUUUCGGGAAACAAGGCGGUCCUUACUCGAUACUCUACUGGCAAGGACAAGAUUGAGCGCCAACUUACGGCCGAGCACGCCGCCGUGUACAAGCACUACCACGCCUGCCUGAUGAGGACCAUUCCCAUCGGCGGUGUCACGAAGCUGGCUCGGCGAAUGCAUGAGGUCAAUGUCCUGCAGAUGAAGGCGGCUAUGGAGGCCCUUAAACCGGGACGCGAGAUUGGCGAUGUCUUCGAAGCCUACGCUCGUGUCGCCGACGAGAAUGGAUUCCGCGACCAGCGCUUCAACUCGUGCGGCUACAGUCUCGGCGCCACCUUUUCGCCCACAUGGAUGGACUUUCCCAUGUUCGUGCGCGGCCAGAACGUUGUCGCCAAGGCGGGGAUGGUCUUCUUCAUCCACAUCAUCCUCAUGGAUAAGGCGACGGACACGGCCAGCUCCAUCGGCCAGACGGUCGAGGUCACCGAGAAUGGCUGCGUGCCGCUGUCGAAGCUGCCCUUCUGCCUCACCCGAAAGCAGACUCUCGCGGCGUGGAAGAAGAUCCGCAAGGAAGACUAUGGCUUCACCUCCGAGGAGGAGGACGAUGGCGAGAACCUGCAGGACGUCGAACUGUCCGAUGGUGAGGUCGACGCCGAAGACUUUGAAGUCGAGUAUGACUUUAGUGACUACACGCCUGCUGCUGCUCUCGGAGACCCGACGCAGAAGGCAUAG
Messenger RNA from Purpureocillium lilacinum, 1386 nucleotides. RefSeq lists its product as uncharacterized. NCBI's taxonomy places the organism in Eukaryota, Fungi, Ascomycota, Sordariomycetes, Hypocreales, Ophiocordycipitaceae. The record is from RefSeq and is a predicted model, not a curated record.